Dromiciops gliroides (monito del monte) is the source of this 1543-nucleotide messenger RNA. It is a transcript of the gene GEMIN8, whose product is annotated as gem nuclear organelle associated protein 8. The transcript is spliced from 4 exons. The record is from RefSeq and is a predicted model, not a curated record. Gene Ontology annotation, cellular component: SMN complex. The coding region runs from base 422 to 1129 and encodes 235 amino acids. Lineage: Eukaryota; Metazoa; Chordata; Mammalia; Microbiotheria; Microbiotheriidae. Gene Ontology annotation, biological process: spliceosomal snRNP assembly.
GUCUUUCGUCCUCCCUUUUCUUUUUUCCCAACUCUUCCCCUCACCUCCGCCGCCAAAAAGCACCCGCACCCCCAAAUAACAGCUCUUCAACAUAUUUAGGCUAUGAGCGAGUGAAUGGAGACCUGCGGGUUCACUCCCGGGGUAUAUUCUGACUCCUUUUCGGGGUUUGGUAGGAAAACUUGGAGGGAGGCGGGGAAGAGAAGGGACCUGGGGCUGGAGGAAGGACGAGAGCAGGAGCCCCAGUGAAGUGCCUGAAGUUGAAGGAUCCCGGAUGUGCAGCUAGAGGGACCCUUAGAGAUCGUUUCGCCCCAUGUCUUACCGAUGAAAAACGACUUGCGUAAGGUCACCCGAGGCAACGAAGUGACAGAGCCAGGAUUCGAACUCAGUUCCUGGUGGCUGUUUGAACUGGCACGCAUCAGUGAUGGAUUCAUCGCAGGGAGACUCUGAGCCAUGGUAUUCUCAGCGAGCGUACGCAAGAUACUGGCAGCAUUAUAACCAAGCCAUGCAGUGGCUGCAUAGGCACCAGAAAGCCUACAGGAAGGCUAUGCUGUCAUUCUACAGUUCCCCGUGGUAUCUGCCUUCUCGCAUUCCAAGCAGUCGUUAUGCAGACUGGGCUGGAGAUGACCAGGCAGCCAGGGAGGAUUAUUUAUCUUCCCAUGGUUGGCAUAACAGAUCUCACCAUCCUAGAUGGUCACAGCAGCCCCCUGGUAAAACCCAUAGACACCAAGUGACCACGAAAGAAGACCAUGUUUCUUCCACAAAAGAAGAAUCAGAUUCAGAUGGGGAAAUAGAAUGUGAUUUGAGUAAUAUGGAGAUCACAGAGGAGCUCCGCCAGUAUUUUGCUGAGACAGAGCGACACCGAGAAGAGCUAAAAAGACAACAACAGCUGGAGGCAGAACAUCAGGAUAUGUAUGUAGAAGCUGACCACGACCUGCACCCAACCACAGGUCGGUCUGUGCAGCCGCCCUCGGAGAGGCCAGGAGAAAGGCGAAUGGUCGAAAUGAAGAAAUUGUAUGGGGAAAGCGCUGCCAAGAUCCAGGCCAUGGAGACGGCCAUGCAGCUCACUUUUGACAAGAACUGUGAUAAAAAACAACCCAAGUACUGGCCUGUUAUUCCUCUGAAGCUAUGAACCAUAUGAAGCCCCUGUGAAAUCUGUGCUCUUAAAAAUUAGGGUCUGAUGUCAAUGAUACUGCAUCAGGUUUUAGAGUUCUUACUCAUUCUGAUGUACUUGAGAUAAAGCGUUUACUUCAGUAAAUUUGGGUAAAUUUUAUAUUCGACAUCCAAAGUGUUUCCAAGAGCCAUUGCAACCUAUGUGGACAGUUCGGAGAUGUUAAGCAUUAGAAUGAAGGAUUUAGACCAUCUUGAUAAAAAUAAAACUUACUUUGUAUCAAAAGCAAUCAUCUGUUUGUUGAAAUGUUUUUUUUUAAUUAAUGAUUAUUAUGUUCCAUAAUUAAGUUUCUCUUGGGAAUUCCUAGGUUUCCUCCUUUUAUAUUAUUUUCUUCCAUCUUUAAUCGGAAGGCAAUUAAACAAGUUCCUUAAUUUG